AUGAAGUGUAGGGCGUGCCUCGUAGAAAAUACUGAACUCUUUCUACUUGAUGAAACUACUGUAUCAAGUUUCAAUUGCUUAACAAGCCUCGAUGUCAAAAUAAAUGAUAAAUUUCCUCAACAUAUUUGUCCAGAAUGUUAUUCUCUAUUAAUUAAAUUUCUACAUUUCCGGGAUACAUGUAUUUUUUCUGAUACAGUAUUGAAAAAAGGAUCUAUUGAGAUAAAAAUUGAAGUUAAACAAGAGGCUUUAGAUUCGAACAGUGAUGAAAAUGUAUCAAAUUAUGAUGAUUGUGUGGUUACCAUAACACCCACAAAAGAUAAUAUUGCUUUAUCAGAAAUUUUAAAAAUAGAAAAGAAUGAUGUUAACCCUCAAAAGAAAAGAAAUUUGACAAGAAAUCAGUCAACAGUAAAAUCACAAGAAAGAAAUAAAAAAAAAUGUCUCUCCACAAUAAAACCCAAAAUUAAAACAAGAAAAGGAAAAGAAGUUGUUGUGAAGAGUGAAGCGAUAUAUACUUGUGGGCUUUGCCCAGAGACUUUUAACGCUGAAUCAAUCUAUAAGAAACAUUUAGAAAAACAUGAAGAAAUGAAAACAUGCUCAAUAUGCCCCUCUACAUUUGAGGAUAAAUAUCAGAUGUUGGCUCAUCGACUGAAGCACCUUCCAAAUCGAGAAAAGAAAUGCUAUAUUUGUCUAAAAGGUUUCCGUAAAGAAAUCCAUUUAGAAUUUCACUAUAAAAAGAAUCAUUCUAAUGAAACUAAUGUGUCCUGUAAGUGCAAUAUUUGCGGUAAAACUUAUUCAUCGCCGCGUCGUCUCAGAAAACAUGAACUAAUCGUACACAAACCAGCUCAAGUAAUUUGUGAUUAUUGCAAGAAAAUUUUUGGCCAUAAAGACAUCUUAAGAGUCCACAUAGAGAAGCAUAUGAAUAGAAAAAGGUUUAUUUGUCAGUUAUGUCAUUAUGCAACUAACUACGGUGCUCUAUUAAGAAAACAUCACAUAGACAAGCAUACACUGGAAAAGGUUAAAUGUAAGAAUUGCGGAAGUGUGUUUAAGGAUCAAACGGCGUUAGAGAGGCAUUUAUUAAAAUGUAAGCAACGAUCUCCAACUGACAUUUGCCCGGUGUGCGGCAAAGCUAUUUUGAGGAGUUCUAGGUUACGGAAACACAUGGAAAGCCACUCAAAUGUUAUGGCUUAUAAGUGCGAUAGAUGCCCCGCGGCAUACAAAUCGCGGAUGGCUCUUAGGGUGCAUAUAGACAAACACGACGGCAUUCGACGAUUUAAGUGCGAAUACUGUCCUAUGGCCUUUAGAAGCGAUACAGUUCUUAUCAAACAUCGUAGAGUUCACACAGGUAUCAAGCCAUACGUUUGCAAAAUUUGUCAAAAGGGCUUCACUGGAAACCACAACCUCAAAGUGCAUAUGAAAGUGCACGGCAUCACAAACUUGAUCAAUAAGAAGAACGACAAAGAAGAGCAGACACAAAGCAUGUUCACAAAUUCAGUCAUAUAG
Molecule: messenger RNA, 1500 nt
Organism: Leptosia nina
Lineage: Eukaryota; Metazoa; Arthropoda; Insecta; Lepidoptera; Pieridae
Source: the annotation of a GenBank genome assembly